AACGCUGAGGGGAGGCAGGGCCGGGCUGGCGGCGCGCGCCUGUCGCGACAUAAGGCGAUAAAAAUCCGGGAUGGCGGCACAUCCCGAGCGGGAAGGGAGUGCAGGAUGGUCCGAUCCUGGCCAGGAUACGCCAACCAUUCCCAUAGAACAGAAGAUGGAAGGAGGCUGUGGAUGGAGUGACAGGAGAUGGUGUGAAGAUUUAGGUGGAUAUUGGGAAGAAAUUCUUCCCUGCGAGGAUGGUGAGGCCCUGGUGCAGACUCCCAAAACAAUAAACCGAGAGAGAUCCCUGAGCAAAAGAGCACGGAGGUUUUGAAUGAUGGCAUCCUGCCUUCCUGAGUUCCCUUCCAUUUCCAGGUGCAUCUUCCAGGUCUGAACUGGCAAUGGCAUUUCCCAUCUAAAAUAAUCCAACUUCCUUGAAUUUUUGUUAGGAAUUUUUCAGGAAAUGCUUCUGACUCAGUGCUGUUUUAAUCUUUGCCCAAAAUGCAAUUUACAAGUGUUUUCUUUCCCUUAUUUUUGGCCUUUUGUCCUCUCAAGGGGAGGAAAACAGGGGAAAAAUUCCAGGAAUAAUGGAGAAAACCAGGGAAUCUGCCCAGAACUUCCCAGAAAAUCAUUCUUCAUGGAAUCAGUUGGAAUUCCACAGCAAGUUUUUGUGACAAAACAUUCUGAAUCGUUUAAAACAGAACAAUAAUUAGAAUAUAAGAAGAGUAAUGAGACAAGUUCAUAUUCCCAUCAUUCCCGCUGGGAUUUCCUUCCUUUCCUCUUGGAUAAGUGGCAGAGCACUCAAAUUAAUGGGUUAAAUUCAGCAAUUAACUAACAUUGUGGAAUCCCUGAUAAUUUUGCUGGAAUCUGAGCGUUUUUCCUUGGGUUUCCUCUCCUGGGUGAGGUCAGGCGUGACCAUGGUGAUGAUGGACAGGGAGGGAGGAAAUUCCAGACUCAGGAAUUGCAAAACUCCAUCUUCCUGAUUUAUCCCAAAGAUCCAGCUCCCAUCCUGGUUUUCCCGAAAACAAUUGGGAUAAUUGGAGCCAGCAGUGGGUGACAUCACCUGGAGGUGCAAAGCCACCUGCUGGGACAUUCCAGCACUUUCCCUGCUCUCACCACCCUCUCCAGUGGGAUUUGAUUUUUUUUUUCAAACCUCACUCCCUGGGAUUCAAUCAUUAAUUUAUUGCCCUGCAGGACUAUUAAUCGUCAUUAAUUUAUUUCCCCUUCCAAAGCCAUCCCAAUGCCCGGGGUUCCUUUAUUCCCAAACUUCCUUUAAAGCCAGGGAACCUCUGUCUGGAUCUUCCCAGAAAAUCAUUUUUUGUGGAAUCAGUUGGGAUUCUGUAGUGAGUUUUUUGUGGCAAAAUGUUCUGGAUUGUUUUAAACAGAAUAGUAAUAGUAAUAAUAAUAAUAAUUAGACUAUAAGAAGAAUUUAGAAGAUCCAUGCUGAGCUGAUAAAGAGGAAGAAAAAUGCUGGGAUAAUGGUGAAGACCAGGAAAAAAUGCCAAGGUAAUGAGGAAAAUCAGGAGAAAGUGCCAGGGAUCAUGAGGAAGAUCAGGAAAAAAUGCCAGAGAUAAGGGAGAAAAUCAGGAAAAAAAUGCCAGGGAUGAUGAAGAAAGCCUGGAAAAAAUGUCAGGGAUAGUGGAGAAAACCCAUGGAUUAUGGAGGAAAAAACACCAGGGAUAAUGAAGAGAAUCAGGAAAAACGCCAGGACAAUGGAGAAACCCAGGAUAUUUUUACUGUUCAAUAUUCAUACAGAAAGCACCGGGGGUUUGAGCGAGUCCUUGUGUGAGGAGCGAAUCCCUCUCCAAAAAAUUCCAACUUUCAGGAAAAAUAGCAGGGAAAGACUUCACACCUUCCCUUCCUGGAGGCAAAUCAAAUGCAUCACACAGGAAAUUCAAGUUACGAGUUUUGCUGAUCUCCAGAUCUGUGACAGAGCAGCCUGGGAGUGAAAAUAAUCUCCAGAUCUGAUGUGCUGGAGUGAGAGGAAAGUCCUCAGCAUUGAGCAACGGGCAUGCAAGGAGCUCCUGGAAAAGCUGACAGCCAAAAUAUUUGGGAUUUGAUGCCCCUUAAAAGGCUCAGAAUAAUCCAGGAGCAGGCAGGGCCUCUCCACAUUCCAGCUGAGAUCGAGGAAUAUCCCAUAAAAACCCCCAACUUUUAACGAGGGUGGAAUGACUCCAAGCAGUGCUGCUGCAAUUACGGAGUGCUGACGAAGCCAUCCCAGGGCAGGUGACAUCAGCGGUGCUCUGGACAAACACCAAUUAACAAUUUAAUUAACAAUCAACCCCGUGUCAUCGGGGCUGCCUCGCAGGUGAAGCAAAAAGAUUUGUCCAGGGUUAGAAGAGAAAAGUUCCAAGAGUUUGCAGCUUCCCAGGUGGGUUUUCAGGGAAGUGGAGUUGGGAAUUUUGAGAUCUAUCGCCAUUGGUUUUGUGCUUCUGGUGGGUGGAAUUAAAUCUUUUCUUCUGAGUUUGUUGUUUUGUUUUGUCUGGGAGAUUUUGGGUCUUUUUUUUUCCUUUAAAUGUGCUGGGAGACGCUCCAGAUCCCCUUGGCCAACAGGAUGGGAAUGGGGACAAAAAUUGGGAAGGAUUUGUAGAGUUCUGCCUUUGUUUGGGUGAGAAAACACAGAAUCCCCCACUGCUUUGGCUCAAAGGCACCUUAAAGCCCAUUCAGCUCCAACCCCAGCCCCUUCCCCUAUCCCAGGCUGCUCCACCCUGGCCUUGGACACUUCCAGGGAUGAGAUUUUUUGGGAAUUCUCUGCCAGGGCCUUCCAGGCAAGAAUUCCAUCCCAAUAUCCCAUCUCUGAAGCCAUUGCCUUUGUCCUGGCACUCCCAAUUCCUGAUGAAGCAUCCCUGAGGUCACAAACCCUUCCUGAUCCAUCUCUUUUGGGCUUUGUUUGGGGAUUUUUGCCAGUGCUGAUCGGACAGGUCCGACCAGGAAUAUUUGUGCUGUUCCUGUGCCCUCCUCGCUCUGGGUUACUCAUAGAGGAAAUGGGGCCUGGAAGUCACGUGGCAGCAUUUUUAUUCUUUGACUGAUGAGUAAAGGUUGUUUUGGGGCACGGAAAAAAAAAUAAUUAAAAGCAGGGGUUUAACAGCAAAAUUUAAGGUUAAAUCUGGUGCUUAAUGUAUGGAAACAAUGUUAAUAAACACCCCAGAGCAAACAGAGCCUGAGCACAGGGCGGGAUUUGGGCUCUCCCAAAUCAUUCCUGCAGGUCUAAAUGAAUCCAGAAUAUUUCACCUCAGCCAUGGCAUUGGCCUGGUGUUUUGGGAUUGCCUUCAGCAGCAUUUAAAGGCUUCCAAACUAUCUCUUUUUUCCAAGCCCCAACGUUUCCCCUGUAUCCAGACUAUUCCCUGCAUCCAGAGGAAGAUUCCUGAGUUCUUUAAAGUUUGCACAGAGCUUCAUUUGCAAUUCCCAACUCCUGCACGGACAGAGCUGCUGUGGGAGGAGGUGGGGAAAUCCUCCAGAUGGAAAACAUGGAAUUGCAGCUGGAUUUAUCCCAAAAAAAAGUCCCUGUCGGGUUGGGAGAGGAACGCCAGCUGACACAGGCAUUAUGUAAUCACCAGUUUUAAUUAGGAUUUGCUAAUGACUGUUUUGCCCUUGCGCAGUCGGUUCCCGGUUUCUUCAUCCCCUCCUUCCCUCAGUGCCACACUGGAGCACCUCUUCUUGUUGACAUCUGCUCCAGUUCCCAGCUGAAGUUCCUGGAUCGAUUAACCCCUGGGAAUUGCUUCCAAGCCUUGGGAAACAGUUCUGGGGACCAUUCCAGGAGCCAGGAGUGCUUCCCCCUUCUUUUUCCAGGAGUUGGAGCCGCUGCUUGUGGAAUUUUUUCUUCAUCCAGGACGGAGCGAUGGUGCCUGGCAUUCCAGGAUGGUUGCACCUCGCACGUCUGCGGAGCAAGAAGGUUUUGGUGUUCUCCAACCCCUGCCAGCCCUGAUUGCCUCGGAAUUCUGACAGAUCCUGCUGGAUCUGAUCGGAAAUUGGAGCUGGAGCAGGAUAAAAACCCAUCCAGCAGCCAGGAUCUCACCCUGUGAAUAUUUGGGAUUUGAGGGGGUGGCAGAUCUGGAGUGGGGAUAUGGUGCUGAUGAAGAGCCGUGAGUAAAGAAACAAGAAGAGGAAGAGAAUCCAAAAAAACCCAAAAACUCCAGGAAUAGUUAUUCCAGAGGGAUGCCAGGAGCAGCUGCAGCCACCUUCCUCAGCCAGGAGGACACUUAGAGGAUGGAGCCAUCACAAGGAGAAGCACAGCAGGAAGGGCUGAUCGAGUUCUAUGGCUCCUUCAGGGAGAUGUUCGAGUUCUUCUGCAAGAACACCACGAUCCAUGGCACCAUCCGCCUAGUGUGCUCCGGCAGCAACCGCAUGAAAACGGCGUUCUGGACGCUGCUGCUGCUGGCCAGCUUCGGGAUGCUCUACUGGCAGUUCGGCCUCAUGUUCCGCCAGUUCUGGGCCUACCCCGUGGUGCUCACCAUGUCCAUGCACUCCGAGCCCAAAAUGUUCCCGGCCGUCACCGUCUGCAACCUGCAUCCCUACAGGUUUGAGCUGGUCAGCGAGCACCUGGAGCAGCUGGACCGGAUGGCAGCGGAAUCCAUCACCUUUUUGUAUGGCAUCAACGCCUCGGCCUGGCUAUUCCGUGUCAACGCCAGCAAAAUCCAUGGGAACAACAGGAAAAUCCAUGGGAACAACGAGAAAACCCGCGACAAAGACAGGAAAAUCCAUGAGAAUGACAGGAAAAUCCGCAUCAAGGACAGGAAAAUCCACAUCAAGGACAGGAAAAUCCACUUCAACACCAGGAAAAUCCGCAGGAGCGACAGGAAAAUCCAGGAGAGGGACAGGAAAAUCCAGGAGAGGGACAGGAAAAUCCAGGAGAGCAACAGGAAAAUCCAUGCCCAGGCCUUGGCCAAGCUCAACAGCUCCAGCUUUAAACUCAGCCACAACUUCUCCCUGCUGAGGGUGUCUGACCUCAGGGCAGGCAGGAAACAUUCCAGCGUGGGAUUCCGGCUGUGCAAUUCCACAGGUGGGAAUUGUUUCUACAAGACCUUUUCCUCGGGCAUGGAUGCCAUCCUGGAGUGGUACAGGUUCCACUACAUGAACAUCAUGUCCCAGCUGCCCGCCAUCAUCAACAUUUCCCAGCACGAGGAGCCCAUUGAGGACGUGGUUUACUCCUGCCAGUACAACGGGGAGCCCUGCAGGCCCAGUGAUUACGAUCACUUCCACCACCCAGUUUUUGGGAGCUGCUACACUUUGAACAGCAAGGGGACAGAUCCCUUCUGGACAGCCACAAAACCAGGAAUUCCUUAUGGGCUGUCCCUCAUCCUGCGGGCCGAGCAGAAGGAGCACAUCCCGCUGCUCUCCACCGCCGCCGGCGUCAAGGUGAUGAUCCACAGCCACAACCAGACCCCGUUCCUGGAGCACGAGGGCUUCCACAUCCGCCCGGGCAUCGCCACCACCAUCGGCAUCCAGCAGGACGAGGUGAAUCGCCUGGGUGGCAAUUACGGCAAGUGCACCACCAACGGCGCUGGCGUGGCCGUGGAGCUGCUCUACAACAGCUCCUACACGCUGCAGGCCUGCCUGCACUCCUGCUUCCAGCGCUGGAUGCUCCGCGAGUGCGGCUGCGGCUAUUCCCGGUACCCGCUGCCCGCUGGGAGAGCGCGGCACUGCGACUAUGGCGCGCACCCGGCCUGGGGGCACUGCUUCUACCAACUGUACCGCCGGCUCCGGAGCCACCGCCUGGAUUGCUUCCAGCAGUGCCCCAAGCCCUGCAGGGAAUCCCUGUACAAGGUCUCAGCUGGCACAGCCAAGUGGCCCUCGGCAAAAUCCCAGGACUGGGUUCUGCAGGCUCUGAGGCACCAGAACGGAUACAAUUCCAGCAGCAGCAGGAAGGAGCUCGCCAAGGUCUCCAUCUUCUACCGGCAGCUGCGCUCCCAGGCCCUGAACGAGGCCCCGCUGCUCUCGGAGAACCUGCUGCUGUCCAGCAUGGGGAGCCAGUGGAGCCUGUGGUUCGGCUCCUCGGUGCUGUCGGUGCUCGAGGUGCUGGAGCUGCUCGCCGAUGCUCUGGUCCUGGCCCUGCUCUGCUGCUUCCGCCGGCUCCGGGCCAGGGAGCGGCCCCCGGCCCCGGAGAGCUCCGGGGAGCGGCAGGAGGAGCCCCGGGAAGGGCAGCAGGGAGCCCGAGGAUCGGGAAUGGGGCUCCCACAGCACCCAGAGCUGGAACUGGAGGGGUUCCAGAGCAGCCGGGAGCUGGGACAGGAGUGAGGAACUGAGACCUGGAAUUCUCCUGAGGCUGGGGAAGGUGCCAGGGACAUCCUGGAUCCACAGCUGGCAUGGAAAUGCCUGGAAUUCUCCUGAUCCUGCUGGAAAGGUGCCAGGGAUACCCUGGAUCCACAGCUGGGAGCUCUGGCAAUGCCUGGAAUUCUCCUGAUGCUCCUGGAAAAGUCACAGGGAUGUCCUGGAUCCUCUCUGGGAGCUCCCUGAGCAUGGAAAUGCCUGGAAUUCCCUUCAUGCUGCUGGAGAGACGCCAGGGACAUUGUGGAUCCACAGCUGAGCAUGGAAAUGCUGGAAAUUCUCCUGAUCCUGCUGGAAAUGUGCCAAGAUCCUCUCCUGAGAGUGGCAGUGCUUGGAAUUCUCCUGAUGCUGCUGGAAAAGUCAGGGAUGUCCUGGAUCCACAGCUGGGAGCUCUGGUAAUGCUUGGAAUUCUCUUGAUCCUGCUGGAAAAGUCACAGGGAUGUCCUGGAUCCUCUCUGGGAGCUCCCUGAGCAUGGAAAUGCCUGGAAUUCCCUUAAUUCUGUAGGAAAGGUGCCAGGGAUGUCCUGGAUCCACAGCUGAGCUCCCCCAGCCCCUGCAGGUUCCCACAGCACAUCCUUGGGUCCUGCAUCCCAAGGUGCUGGAUCCCAAGGCUUUGGAUCCCGAGGUUUUGCAUCCGAGGUUUUGGAUCCUGAGGUUUUGGAUCCCGAGGUUUUGGAUCCUGAGGUUUUGGCUCCCAGGGAUUUUUUUUGUGUGAUUUUUCCCCCUGGGCAGGGGGAGCUGCACUCUGGGAGUCCUGGAAUCCUCUCCAAAGGCUGUUCCCAGCUGUAAUUCCCAAGCCCUGGUGAGGAGCCCACUCUGAGGCUGGGCCGGGCCCAGCCAGGUUUCACCGAGGGAGGGAAUUCCAGGAGAAGCCAAGGAUUGUGUGGGAUGGGGAACGGGCUUGGAAUGGGAUGGGUUUAACCCUUCCAACCCCAAAACAUUCCCUGCCCCUGGGAUUCACAUCCAGGGUUGUCCUGAUCCCGCCUGCAAUUCCCAAACAUCUCCUGCCCUCUGAUCCCAGAAUUCCCAAGCAUCUCCUGCCCUCUCCCUUUCCAGGCUGCUGAGAUGCUUUUGGAUUUCUCCAGAAAAUUCCCACAAUCUGACUCUUCCAGAGGGAAAUUAAGAGUUAAAACCGAGGUUGGGAAUUGUUCUGGGUGCCAGGAAAAGCAGCGGAUUCCCACCAAACAGAGAAAAUGUUUCUGCUUGUUGUUAAUUAAUAAUGUUAAUGGAGAUAAUUGUUAAUGUUUUUUAUUAAUUUAUAAUGUUAAUGGAAAUAAUGUUAAUAUUUGACAGUAAUUUAUGUAAACAGAUAUAAUUAUUAAUAUUUGUUGUUAAUUAAUAAUUUUAAUGGAGAUAAUGUUUGUUAAUAUUUGUUGGUAAUUGAUAAUAUUACCAGAGAUAAUUGUUAAUAUUUGUUAAUUUAUGUUAACAGAGAUCUUGUUAAUAUUUGUUUUUAAUUUAUAAUGUUAAUGGAGAUAAUGUUAAUAUUUGUUGUUAAUUGAUAAUUGUAACAGAGGUAAUAUUUGUUCUUUCAUAAUUUUAAUGGAGGUAAUGUUACUAUUUGUUAUUAAUUGAUAAUAUUAAUGGAGAUAAUAUUUGCUAUUUUAUAAUUUUAAUGGAGAUGAUGUUACUAUUUGUUAUUAGUUGAUAAUAUUAAUGGAGAUGUUACUAUUUGUUAUUAAUUGAUAAUAUUAACAGAUAUAAUGUUAUUAUUUGUUAUUAAUUGAUGAUGUUACCAGGGAUAAUGUCAAUAUUGGCAGUGAUUUUUCUGUACACAAAACAAGCCCAGCUUUGUUCCGGUGGGGUCGCUGUGGCUGCUGGAGCCUCGCAGGGGGCGGGAAAGCCCAAAUUUGGGGAUUUUGUCAUUUUUUAAACAAUAAAAUGCUCUGGGCCCAGCUUGGGCUGGGUUUGGUUCUGCCUCCUGCUCA
This is a messenger RNA of Cyanistes caeruleus (blue tit), 8171 nucleotides long. It is a transcript of the gene SCNN1D, whose product is annotated as sodium channel epithelial 1 subunit delta. The record is from RefSeq and is a predicted model, not a curated record. Gene Ontology annotation, cellular component: plasma membrane; sodium channel complex. Gene Ontology annotation, biological process: sodium ion transmembrane transport. Gene Ontology annotation, molecular function: ligand-gated sodium channel activity. Lineage: Eukaryota; Metazoa; Chordata; Aves; Passeriformes; Paridae.